AUGGGCAUAAUCGACGAACAGCGCAGUCUCUGCGAAGAUCUUGAGCGCCUUGAGCAAGCAUGCGCCGACCGCAGUCUCGAGGAACCGAAAACUAUCAGAGAGCGAUUGUUGCGUGAUCAUCAGAUCGCAAAAUUUGUGGACCGCUUCCAGCAGCAGAGUUCUAGACUAUUAGAUAUCCAAGCCGACGCUGACGGUGUACGACAAAAAGAAAUAGACUCCCUCUCCGCCAAAGACCCCUUCGAUGAAUUCUACAAACAACUCUCGCAAAUCAAAGACUUCCAUCGACGCUACCCCAAUGAACCCGUCGAGAACCUCGAGCGCGCCUACAAGCGCCGUCCCGCCGUCGCCGACGGUGAGUUCGUCUCGGCAAGCGAAAUCGACACCAUGUUUACCGGUGAGGAGAGUAACGGGCGGUUCUUUGACCUGACGCGCAGCCACGAGGAGUACCUCAACCUGCCGGGAGUCAAGAAGCGCACGACGUAUCUGCAAUACCUUGGGCUAUUUGAUAAAUUUGACCGCUUUGUUAGGGCACAGAAGAUGAACGAUCGGUACUUUUCGCAUGUCAAUGGGCUGGCAGAAUAUUUAGAGAGCUUUUUAGCAAGGACGAAGCCCCUCCAAAACCCUGAGGGGAUUGUUAAAAACAUCGAGGAGGAGUUUGAGAAGGCCUGGAAAGAGGAUAACGUUCCUGGGUGGGGAAAGCUUGCGCCGGUUGAGGGGUCCACAGAGGUUGUCGGGCCCCAGAAGGAAGAGGCCAAAAAAGAAGAGUUCUGGUGUGCGCCUUGUGGGAAGGGCUUCGGGAACAAAAACGUUUACGACCACCAUUUUGACUCGAAGAAACACAAGAAGGCAGUUGCAAGGCAACAGGAAUCCGGUACCAGAGUGGAGCUAGAAGUCCGAGGUCCUGGCGGCCAGGAGAGUCUUGCGAGGUUGAAAGAUAAGGCGAUAGCAGAGAGAGAAUGGAGGGUUAGGGCGCUUACUGAGCUGAUGAAGACGGAAAGAGAGGGUACAAUGACGAACGUAGAGCGAAAACAAUCGCUUACUGAGAGAGAACGACGGAUGGAGCUUGAAGCACAUUACCAAGAGAACUCAGCAGAUCCAAAUGCUGAGGCCGGAGAUGCCUCAGAUGACGAUGACGAUGAUGAGAAGAUCUAUAAUCCUCUCAAGCUACCUCUAGCCUGGGACGGUAAACCAAUUCCGUACUGGUUAUAUAAGUUGCACGGUUUGGGUGUCGAAUUUCCUUGCGAGAUUUGCGGAAACUUUGUAUACAUGGGCCGACGGGCGUUCGACAAGCACUUUAACGAGCACCGACACACAUAUGGACUGCGAUGUUUGGGAAUUACAAACACAACGUUGUUCCGUGAAAUCACUAAAAUCGAUGAGGCUCAACGACUAUGGGAGAAAUUAGAAGGUGAUAAAAAGAAGAAGAAACAAGCGAACGAAACGGUAGAGGAGAUGGAGGAUGGACAAGGAAAUGUUAUGCCUAGAAAGGUUUACGAGGAUUUACAAAAGCAGGGCUUACUUUAG
Morchella importuna is the source of this 1524-nucleotide messenger RNA. RefSeq lists its product as uncharacterized. Gene Ontology annotation, biological process: mRNA splicing, via spliceosome. Lineage: Eukaryota; Fungi; Ascomycota; Pezizomycetes; Pezizales; Morchellaceae. The transcript has 4 exons. Gene Ontology annotation, cellular component: spliceosomal complex; nucleus. Gene Ontology annotation, molecular function: zinc ion binding; RNA binding. Bases 1 to 1524 code for a protein of 507 amino acids. The record is from RefSeq and is a predicted model, not a curated record.